Cimex lectularius (bed bug) is the source of this 1461-nucleotide messenger RNA. Its product is annotated as DNA-directed RNA polymerase II subunit rpb1-like. The annotation marks the transcript as partial. Lineage: Eukaryota; Metazoa; Arthropoda; Insecta; Hemiptera; Cimicidae. The transcript has a single exon. The record is from RefSeq and is a predicted model, not a curated record.
ACAGCUUGUCACCUUCACCUAGUCAUAAUUCUAGUAUCACAUUCACCUAGUCAUGUUUUGAGUAGCUCAGCACCUUCACCUGGUCAUGAUUUGAGUAGCUCAGCAUCUGCACCUAGUCAUGAUUUGAGUAGCUCAGCACCUUCACCUAGUCAUGAUUUGCGUAGUUCAUCACCUUCACCUAGUCAUGAUCUUAGUAAUCCAUCACAUUCACCUAGCCAUAAUUUGAGUAGCUCAGAACCUUCACCUAGUCAUGAUUUGAGUAGCUCAUCACCUUCAUCUGGUCAUGAUUUGAGUAGCCCAUCACCUUCAUACAAUCACAACUCGAAUAGCCCAUCACCUUCAUAUAAUCACGACUCAAAUAGCCCAUCACCUUCACCUAGUCAUGAUCUUAGCAAUCCAUCACAUUCACCUAGUCAUAAUUUGAGUAGCCCAUCACCUUCAUAUAGUCAGGACUCAAGUAGUCCAUCACCUUCACACCGCCAGGACCGAAGCAGCCCAUCACCUUCAUAUAGUCACGACUCAAGUAACCCAUCACCUUCACUCAGUCUCUAUUCAAGUAGCCCAUCACCUUCACACCUUCAUGGCUGAAGCAGCCCAUCACCUUCUCCUAGCCAUGACUCCAAUAGUCCUUCAUCUUUAUACAGCCAUGAAUUGCGUAGCCCAUCACCUUCACAUAGCCAUGGCUCCAGUAGUCCAUUACCUUUAUACAGUCACGCCUCAAGUAGCCCAUCACCUUAUACAGUCAUGACUCGAGUAGCUCGUAUUACCAAUUUUUUUGCGGUUUGAAUAGAAAAUCAAUCAGUUUUAUACACUACAUGUAUUCAAUCCCUAGGCAGUGCCUAAUGAUUCUAGUAUUGAUGAUGGUAUCAUAAUCCAGUACCACUAGCACAGAAUGAGAAAAGUUGGAGUUGUCCAUCCUUCAUGCUAUGCUCUCUCUUCCAUAUCCUUCAUCAAAUACACUUUCAACUUGUAAUCAUUUUAACACAAAUUUUAAAUUGAACAUUGUUCAUGGCACACGCUAUAGGUACAAUGCAAUUGAGAGACUGGACGACUUGGAUGCCAACAUGACUGGUCCUUGAGUAACCGCGUGGGGCAACCCUGUACUCUGACUGACACACCACCUAAUUAUGCAUGAUGGUUCUUUUGGUCACUGAGUAUCUCAGUCGCUCAGAGGUGAAUACCUUGUUUGAUUGACACCCCCUAAUUAAUCAUGGCAGGGUCUCUCGGUCACCGAGUAUCCCUGUGUGAGUAAGGCCUAAUUGUUACAGUUUACUUAUCAAACUUGAGUUUUUAAUUUUUAUUAUUUAAUUUGCACAUUCAGUUCUUUUGAUGUAUUUUUUUAUUGGCCUUUUGAUGACACAUUAUUCAAGUAUUGGGGAGAAGGCUAACUUUUUUAAUCAACCAAGACUUUUGGCCUCGUUGGACUAGUACAACAUCUUAUUUGUAUUUUUUAAAAUAUUU